This is a messenger RNA of Mixia osmundae IAM 14324, 1320 nucleotides long. RefSeq lists its product as uncharacterized. NCBI's taxonomy places the organism in Eukaryota, Fungi, Basidiomycota, Mixiomycetes, Mixiales, Mixiaceae. Gene Ontology annotation, molecular function: protein binding. The record is from RefSeq and is a predicted model, not a curated record. The coding region runs from base 1 to 1320 and encodes 439 amino acids. The transcript has 2 exons.
AUGGCCUGGCGCUAUGUCUUGGCGACCGGUCACCGCCAUCGCAGAUACUAUCCUUACCUGCUCGCCGCUCAAGAAGUAGCCAGAGCUAGCUUCCUAGAUGAUGAACAUCUCCACAUCGACCGUGUCUCUCGCACGACACAGUCACUCACUCGCGUCCAAGCUCCGAUAGUGUCUUCUCAUACAAGCCGGCCUGGGUCAAACGAGAUCGGCUUGCUCGACCUGCCCAUCGAGAUACUCACUCGCGUCGCGAUCAUGUCCGGCAAGGUAGACUCAGGCAGUCUUGUAGCGUUGGAGCAAGUCUGCCGACUGCUCAAAGUCGUCUUGUCGCAGGACUAUGUCUGGUGCAGAGUGACCUCGACAGAGAUCGGAGAUGAUCUCGUCCAAGCCGGCCAACUGGCUCGCGAGACGGCUAUUCAGAAUGUACACUUUUGCUGCGCCAAGUGUGGACAGCUCGAUGACGACCCUCAUUACGCACUGGCGGACUCGACGCAAGCGCUCGGUCGGCGUACGCCCUUCUGUCGCGAGUGUCACGCCUCGGCCGUCAUGCAGCCUCGCCAUCGAAACGUGCGUACGUACGCCGCUGACUACUGGCGAUGGCGCGCAUCACAGCACGAUCCGCCCCGUCGUUGUACGGCUGAGGAGAUUCAGUCAGACGCGUGGGAACGUCAGCUCAUGCUCUGGCGCUUCGACAAUGCUCUCUUCGGCAUCACCUGGACCAACCUUGGCGAUGCCGGUUCUGGCGCGCCUACACAUAUCACCUGCGACUUUGCAAACCUCUGCGAAAAGUUUGUCUUCCACUCUGCUCCCAGCGAGAUCACCAUGGAUCAGAUCAUGACCGACUAUCGCCUGCUUCAGGAACGUCGCCAUCAGUACACCGCAUGGCAAGCCGCCUACCCUCGCACGACCGCACGCGCUUUGGACCGCGUGUACGCCUGGGUGGCCAGAGGCAAAGCUGCCAAUCUACGCUCCUUUCUCGAUCUGGAAUCGCUGGCCUAUAGUCUGUCCAGGGAGGACAAGAAGACGGUCACCGCCGAAGUUGGUCAAAUCCCCCGACUUGGCAUCAAGGGAUACGCCUAUCGCCUCCAGGCUAUCAUCCUUCUCCGAUUCGACGAGAAUAAGCCCAUCGGCGAGCAGCUCGACAGAUUACCGGAAUGGAUAAGUCAGCAUGUCGCUGCCGCGGAAGGUCCUCUUCCCUGCAUCAAGCUCAACUGUCGCGCAACAGCAACGCCAGGCUGUCCGGCUUGCCUCUGUUCCUCGCACUGCACGACGGUCGACCGUCACCAUCUCGGCUUCAAACACGAUUGUCCAGUGCAUCACUAG